Paraphaeosphaeria sporulosa is the source of this 1419-nucleotide messenger RNA. RefSeq lists its product as uncharacterized. Gene Ontology annotation, molecular function: cobalt ion transmembrane transporter activity; magnesium ion transmembrane transporter activity; cobalt ion binding. The record is from RefSeq and is a predicted model, not a curated record. Gene Ontology annotation, cellular component: membrane. Gene Ontology annotation, biological process: metal ion transport; transmembrane transport. The coding region runs from base 1 to 1419 and encodes 472 amino acids. NCBI's taxonomy places the organism in Eukaryota, Fungi, Ascomycota, Dothideomycetes, Pleosporales, Didymosphaeriaceae. The transcript is spliced from 5 exons.
AUGCCAUCUACGCGUCGCCACUCGUCGACUGUAUCAACUGCGUCUUGGAAAGACCAGAGAUCAGCACAGGUUUCAAGAACACCUGUGCAUGCAGCAAUAUAUCCAAGAGCUUCGCGUUCGUUCAUCGGCUCCAUCCAUAACGUCCGCGCUACAAGCGGCUUAUUUGAGAACGCUAAGAACUUUUCGCGUACCACACAUGCUCUUGUAUAUGAAUUUUCAUCCAAGCAAUCGCUGAGCGAGAGGACCCUUGACGAAAACUCGGGUCCGGGAUACCUUCAGGAGGUUGUUCAGAAUGGAAAUUCUGACGACCAAAAACUACGCGUCAUGUGUCGACUCUCUCUGAGCGCAGCGUUCGCAAAGCAACUCAUGGACACCUUCGAUGUUACACCGCAAUUCAGCGGUGCUAUAUUGGGAGAGCCUGAUUACGGAGCACCUGGAGAUUUUGCCACCUUUGAUGACAAGGGCAACAUUGAGAAGAUAGAAUUCUGCUGUCAGCAGCCGCGCUGGGCUAUUCAUAAGAAACUUACUCCAUGGUGCAUUUACAUGGCGUACUCCUACCAAGACAGAGCUACAACCUAUAUUGUUGCUUGCGACGCACAUCAAGGCCGCUUCGACAUCGUAAAAGAGCGACUUUCGGAUCUACUAGCCGUUGAUCCAACACAUGGGACGUUCCUGAGCGACUCCCUCAACCCCUUUUUCCUCCACUUACUCAUAACUCAAGAGGUUUUCCUCGAUGCUGUGCCGGAGAUCACCAAGCUACGACAUCAGCUCUACGGCGCACUCGACAGGGUAGAUCAAUAUGCGGCCAAAACAGAGAACGAGCGUGAAAAGAAAGAGCUCGAAGAUCUAACUAUCACCUUGCAUAUCGUGUCGCAAGAGACAGACCGCAUGUUUGCCAACGUUAGUAUGUCAAGCAUGAUACUGCAGCGAAUGAUACGAGCCCAUGCUCGAUAUCAAGAUAGCGUGAGCAACGAUGCGUCGAAGAGGAAUUCAGUAGUCAAGACCGACGAUGCGCUCCAUUAUAUGUUCGACAGCAUUGAGAGCCAGCAAAGAUGGUUGAAUAGCUACAAGUCGCGGAAGGACAUUGCGAUGAACCUGGUCUUCAAUCUAGUCACGCAACAAGAUAGCUCCACCAGCACGACAAUCGCCCGCGAAGCGAAAGCUGAUGGAUCCGCCAUGCGCACGAUCGCUACUCUGACAAUGGUUUUUCUGCCAGGUACCUUUGUGUCGUCUGUUUUCAGUAUGCCAAUACUAGAGGGUGUGCAUUGGCACCUCUAUGUCGCCGUCACGAUACCCUUGACGCUUUUCGUUUUCGUAACUUGGUGGUUCUGGCAGAACUUUGUAUCCUUAAGAAGUAAGUUGGAGAAGCUCGCUCGAAGAGUACGGGGAAAGCGAGCUUCUGCUGGAUAUCGACCGUGA